Messenger RNA from Protopolystoma xenopodis, 390 nucleotides. Lineage: Eukaryota; Metazoa; Platyhelminthes; Monogenea; Polystomatidea; Polystomatidae. The record is from the annotation of a GenBank genome assembly.
UCCGCCAGAUUGGGCGUUCACGCCGCGCAUCUCCUGGCCGUUGCCUCUUUCGUCUUUUGUCUCCAUCACGCUCGACGCUAUCUCGACCAAUCAGACCUCUGUGUUUCUGACUACAACGCCUUUGGGCAACGCCAUUCCUUUAUCGAUUGCCUCGAUGGGUGUUGCGCUUCUCUGAUUGGCUGGGAGGCGCCGCCGCCACCGCCGCCUCCUCCUCAUCCUCCUCCCCCUCCCUCUCUCCCUCCCCUCCUCCACCUCAAUCGUCUCCUUCACCGCCACCACCUACUCUCUUUUUCAUCCUCGCCCUGCUCCCUUAGUGUCGUCUUGCCACCGCCAUUGAUUUUGACACUGGGCCGUGCCUGCUCACUUUCGCGAGUCUCCUCGUACUCAUGA